Molecule: messenger RNA, 898 nt
Organism: Gymnogyps californianus (California condor)
Lineage: Eukaryota; Metazoa; Chordata; Aves; Accipitriformes; Cathartidae
Product: ribosomal protein S6 kinase alpha-3-like
Biological process (GO): protein phosphorylation
Molecular function (GO): ATP binding; ribosomal protein S6 kinase activity
Source: RefSeq, a predicted model, not a curated record
UUUAAUAGAGGCAAUUGGAGCAUGUGGAGAACGUAGGGUGAUGUUCACAGAAGACGAUGUUAAAUUUUACCUGGCAGAAUUAGCACUUGCUUUAGACCAUGUACAUAGUGGUGGAAUAAUAUACCGGGACCUAAAACCAGAAAACAUCCUUCUUGAUGAGGAAGGACAUAUCAAAUUAGCAGAUUUUGGCUUAAGUGAGGUGUCAAUUGACGAAAAAAAAGCCUUCUCUUUCUGUGCAACAGUGGAAUAUAUGGCGCCAGAAGUCAUUAAGAGCGGAGGCCUUACACGGAGCGCAGACUGGUGGUCUUUUGGUGUUGUAAUGUUUGAAAUGCUCACUGGUACUCUGCCUUUCCAAGGGAAAGACAGAAAAGAAACCAUGACACUGAUUCUCGAGGCCAAACUUGGAAUGCCCCAGUUCUUGAGCCCGGAAGCAGAGAGUCUUCUGCGAAUGCUCUUCAAAAGAAACCCAGCAAACAGAUUAGGAGCAGGCCUAGAUGGAGUUGAAGAAAUUAAGAGGCAUGCAUUCUUUUCCAAAAUAGAUUGGAAUAAAUUGUACAGGAGAGAAAUUGAUCCCCCUUUUAAACCUGCAACUGGCAGACCUGAAGAUACGUUUUAUUUUGACCCUGAGUUUACAGCAAAAACUCCAGAAGAUUUGCCUGGUCUCCCACCUAGUGCUAAUGCGCAUCAACUUGUUCGGGGAUUUAGUUCUGUAGCUAUUGCAUCAAAUGACGAAAGCCAGGCAGUGCAGACAGUUGGAGUGCAUUCCGUUGUCCAGCAGUUGCACAGGAACAGCAUUCAGUUUACUGAUAGAUACGAAGUGAAGGAAGAUAUCAGAGUUGGGUCUUACUCUGUCUAUAAGAGAUGUAUUCAUAAAGCUUUAAACAGGAAUAUGCUGUAA